Alosa alosa (allis shad) is the source of this 2934-nucleotide messenger RNA. It is a transcript of the gene cd180, whose product is annotated as CD180 molecule. The record is from RefSeq and is a predicted model, not a curated record. NCBI's taxonomy places the organism in Eukaryota, Metazoa, Chordata, Actinopteri, Clupeiformes, Clupeidae. The transcript is spliced from 3 exons. Gene Ontology annotation, cellular component: extracellular matrix. Gene Ontology annotation, molecular function: protein binding. Bases 45 to 2042 code for a protein of 665 amino acids.
UGUGAUUUGGAUGGUGCUUCAUCUGGCUGUAGGCUAAACUCAGAAUGGGGAGAAAACUAAUUGUGUGUGUGCUGAUGUCUCAGUUGGUGAUCUGUGGACUAAUUCCUCCUGCAAAGUACAAAUGUCGUCAGAUUGUUAACGGUUAUGACUGCAGUGGCCGAAACUUGGAGAGUGUACCAGAUGUUGUUUCCAAUACAACUCAGAACCUGGACUUUAGCUUCAACUACUUACCAAACCUUUACAAAAGCACUUUCAGCAGGCUGAGUGAGCUUCUGUCACUGGACUUGACAAGGUGCCGUAUUGAUCUCAUGUUUGAGGACGUCUUUGUGGCUCAGGCUAAGAUGCAAACACUCAUCCUGACAGGGAAUCCUCUCAUAUUCAUCUCUGUGGAAGCUUUCACUGGCCUAGAGUCUCUGGCGCACCUCAUCAUGCCCCAGACAGCCGUGAGGGACCUGGAGCAUCUCCCCAUCUCUAAGCUGCUGCUGGAGACACUGGACGUCUCGAGCUGUAGCCUCCACACACUGGAGGGUCUCGCUGCCAUUUGCAUGACAAAGAUGAAGUCGCUCAAUCUGGCCAGGAAUCACAUCCCGAGCAUAAGUGCGUCUGACCUGACGGUAUUCAAGGACGCCAGGGAGGACUUGGAGGUCAGCUUUCAGAGCAACGCCAUCUUGAGUAUGGAGCCUGGAGCUUUCAGGUCUCUACGCUUCAGGAGCCUGGACUUCACCGACUGUUUUGCGAGAGUCGAUGUCUCAGUGGUGCUGACGGGCCUCGAAGGUGUGACAACAGAGACGCUCAAAUUAGGAGCCUUUGAGGGCGAACGUAGAUGGGACAUCACAACAGUGAGCCUCCGCUCCCUGUGCAAUAUGACCGUGACCCAUUUGAACCUUCAGAAGCACCGCUGGGCGGACCUCUCAAAUGCCACGUUCGAGUGCAUGGGAGGGCUGAAGGUUCUCGAGAUGACAGAGAUGCACAUUAACAGUUUACCAGACAAGAUAACGACCAUGAGCAAACUGUCAAAGCUGACUCUUGACCGGAAUGCCUUUAAUAACGUGUGCAACAUCAAUGCCCACAACUUCCCCUCGCUGAAGUCGCUGUUUAUGCGUGGCAUGGGGGUGUACGUGACACUACUCAUCUUUCGCGACAACUGUCUGCAGAGUCUGUCCCACCUGGAAUAUCUAGACCUCAGCCACAGUGAAAUGAAAGUGGAGGGGCCGUGUUGCGAGAAGCAGCUUCAAGGCCUGGGUCAUCUUCGUCUCCUGAACCUGAGCUACAACUUUGAAUUGCAGUGGGACACUUUGCCUUUCAACACCACACCAGAACUCAGGCACUUGGACUGCGCCCACGUUCAUGUUAACCUGAACACCAGCGCUCCGUUUUUGAACCUGGUGCAGCUCAAAACCCUGAAUCUCUCCAGGACGUCAGUCAGUGUAACGCAUCCCCGUCUGCUAGAAGGCCUGAAAAGCCUUGUUCGUCUAGAGCUAAGCGGAAACCCUGUCCCAGGAGGAGUGGUGUCGGACCCAAAGACAUUCAAGCACAUUCCUCUCCUAGAAAGCCUAGUUUUGGCACAGUGUCACCUCACAGCUAUUAAAGGGGACCUCUUCCGUACCCUAACGAAGCUUACCUAUGUAGACUUCAGCGCUAACUACUUGACUAAGCUUAGUACUUUCUUCUCACCAGCAGCAGCUAUUCAUCUUAACUUUGCACAUAAUCGAAUUGAGCUGGUGGACAUUGAUUCCAUCAAGGGUCUAGGGCCCAGUUCAGUCGACCUCAGCUACAACCCUCUGGUCUGUAACUGCUCUAAUAUUGAAUUUAUCGACUGGGUGAAGGCCAAUGCUGAUAAACUGAUGCAUUUUGUGGAGACUCUUUGCAAUGCCACAAAUGGACGGGUGAAGCCAUCAGAAGUGGCCUUGAACUGCAACAAUUUUGCUGGAUUGGAAGCAUUUUGUAUAGUUAUUCUGAUCAUUGCAGUGGUGACUGCUGUUGCUGUAAUAGUGAGAAAAAAGUAUAAAAGCCAAAGGUAUGAACGGUACACACAGUUAUAAAAAGCCUACAAACACACAACACAGCUGAUCUAUAAUCACUUAAAGAAACAUGGCAACUUUUUUGGUAGAUUAGCUUAUUUGCCCUCUACCCCAGAGCUUGGUAAGAGGAUACAGACCCUACUCUUCUCUGUACACCCAGUCUGAAACCGGUAGCCUAGAUUAGCAUAAUUCACUGGAUUUCCUUUCCAUGUGAAGUGCUUUGAGUGUUGAGAAAAACACUAUAUAAAUGUAACGUGUUGUUGUUGUAAGCUCAUAGCUUCUUUUUAGUAAUAGGCUAACAGUUAUAGCAGGGGUCUCCAACCUUUUUUCCUCUGAGAGCUAGGCCUACUUUGACAAAAUGGACAUGGCAGAGAGCCUUUUUUUCUCCGAGAGCUACUUUGACAAAAUGGACAUGGCCGAGAGCCUUUUUUCCCUCCAAGAGUUGCUUUGACAAAAUGGACAUGGCCGAGAGCCUUUUUUCCUCCAAGAGUUGCUUUGACAAAAUGGACAUGGCCGAGAGCUUUUAGGUUAUAGUAGCAUGCCAUGUAUUCACAUAGCUGCUCUACACCCAAAACUGCUGAAUAAGAUUUGUAUGCUUUUUAAAAGGUUCCUUUCAACUCAUUUACUUUCUCUUUGUAGACUGUGAAUUUGAUUUCAUGAUUGAUUUGAUCUUGAGCUACUUAGAAACAGGUGGGGAGCUACUGGUCGGGAGUUACCUGUUGGAGACCCUCGCGUUACAGGGAUGGGCAACUUUGAUGAUGGAGAGGGCCACAAAUAUUUCACUGUCAGAGUGCCAGAUGUGACCGUGCACUUCCACUAGGAUAUAGAAUUAAAGCUAUUUUAGAGAAGAACAAAAUAUGUGUAGGUGACAGUGUGUCUGAAAUGUUUAUUAAACCAACAUGUAUUCAUUUAA